Messenger RNA from Pipistrellus kuhlii (Kuhl's pipistrelle), 2209 nucleotides. It is a transcript of the gene PPP3CA, whose product is annotated as protein phosphatase 3 catalytic subunit alpha. Gene Ontology annotation, molecular function: calmodulin-dependent protein phosphatase activity; calmodulin binding. NCBI's taxonomy places the organism in Eukaryota, Metazoa, Chordata, Mammalia, Chiroptera, Vespertilionidae. Gene Ontology annotation, biological process: calcineurin-NFAT signaling cascade. Bases 65 to 1630 code for a protein of 521 amino acids. The transcript is spliced from 14 exons. The record is from RefSeq and is a predicted model, not a curated record. Gene Ontology annotation, cellular component: cytosol; calcineurin complex; cytoplasm.
CGGUCGGGGUGUGCAGUCGGACGGACGAACGAACAGCGCGUCGCUGUCCCCCCGGCGGCUGGAGAUGUCCGAGCCCAAGGCCAUUGAUCCCAAGUUGUCGACGACGGACCGGGUGGUGAAAGCUGUCCCAUUUCCUCCAAGUCACCGGCUCACAGCAAAGGAAGUGUUUGAUAACGAUGGGAAACCUCGUGUGGAUAUCUUAAAGGCACAUCUCAUGAAGGAGGGCCGGCUGGAAGAGAGUGUUGCAUUGAGAAUAAUAACAGAGGGGGCUUCCAUUCUUCGACAGGAAAAAAAUUUGCUGGAUAUUGAUGCACCAGUCACAGUUUGUGGGGACAUCCAUGGACAAUUCUUCGAUUUGAUGAAGCUCUUUGAAGUGGGGGGAUCUCCUGCCAACACUCGCUACCUCUUCUUAGGGGACUAUGUUGACAGAGGGUACUUCAGCAUCGAAUGUGUGCUGUAUUUGUGGGCAUUGAAAAUUCUUUACCCAAAAACACUGUUUUUACUUCGUGGAAAUCAUGAAUGUAGACAUCUAACAGAAUAUUUCACAUUUAAACAAGAAUGUAAAAUAAAGUAUUCAGAACGCGUCUACGACGCCUGUAUGGAUGCCUUCGACUGCCUGCCCCUGGCUGCUCUGAUGAACCAGCAGUUCCUGUGCGUGCAUGGCGGUCUGUCUCCAGAGAUUAACACGUUGGACGAUAUCAGAAAAUUAGACCGAUUCAAAGAACCACCUGCUUAUGGACCUAUGUGCGACAUCCUGUGGUCAGACCCCCUGGAGGACUUCGGCAAUGAGAAGACUCAGGAACAUUUCACUCACAACACAGUCAGGGGGUGUUCAUACUUCUACAGUUACCCGGCUGUUUGUGAAUUCUUACAGCACAAUAACUUGUUAUCUAUCCUCCGAGCCCAUGAAGCCCAGGACGCAGGGUAUCGCAUGUACAGGAAAAGCCAGACAACAGGCUUCCCUUCUCUUAUUACCAUUUUCUCAGCACCAAACUACUUAGAUGUAUACAACAACAAAGCUGCAGUAUUGAAGUACGAGAACAACGUCAUGAAUAUCAGGCAAUUCAACUGUUCUCCUCAUCCAUACUGGCUUCCAAAUUUCAUGGAUGUUUUCACUUGGUCUCUGCCAUUUGUCGGGGAAAAAGUGACUGAGAUGCUGGUAAAUGUCCUCAACAUCUGUUCAGAUGAUGAACUAGGGUCGGAAGAGGAUGGAUUUGAUGGAGCCACAGCUGCGGCCCGGAAGGAGGUGAUAAGGAACAAGAUCCGAGCAAUAGGCAAAAUGGCCAGAGUGUUCUCGGUCCUCAGAGAGGAGAGCGAGAGUGUGCUGACGCUGAAAGGCCUGACGCCCACAGGCAUGCUUCCCAGCGGCGUGCUCUCUGGAGGGAAGCAAACUCUGCAAAGCGCUACUGUUGAGGCUAUUGAGGCUGAUGAAGCUAUCAAAGGAUUUUCACCACAACAUAAGAUCACUAGCUUCGAGGAGGCCAAAGGCUUAGACCGAAUUAACGAGAGGAUGCCACCUCGCAGAGAUGCCAUGCCCUCCGACGCCAACCUUAACUCCAUCAACAAGGCCCUCGCCUCAGAGACUAACGGCACGGACAGCAAUGGCAGUAAUAGCAGCAAUAUACAGUGACCACUUCCUGUUCACUCUUUCCUUUCCUUUUUCCUUUCUCUUUUCUUUCUUUCUUUUUCGAGCUGCAGGGCAUGGUGGGAUUGCUGCAUAUUGGCAGUUGUAUGUUCUUGCCUCUGAAGAGAGCUUAUUUGCUGUGGGGGCCAGGAAUUGGAUCCAGUUUACACUAUCCUUAGAAAAGAGGGAGAGAUAGAUAAUAAACUAUAUUUUGGUGAGGGUGGUGAUUAAACACCUCUUUUGGUAUACCUUUUAAAAAUGCUUAUAAGGAAAAGCAAAUUAAAAAAAAAAAAAGAAAGCUAAUUAAUGCUAGUAUAUAUUGCAAUGUUAGGGAAUGGACUUGUUUUCCUCCUGCAUUGGGGACUCCAAGAUAGGGUAAUGCAAGGUCUUUCAUUAUGUUACUGGACACGAAAACUUUGUCUAAUUUCUUACUCUAUUGUACGUUUACAGUUGCAGCACUAAAAAUGGAUGACAUCAAACAUUUUUAACAAAAUGAUGUACAAACUAAGGACUAUUUAUUGAUAAUGUUUUGCUACUCUUGUCAGACAAUGGCUAUAAAAUGAAUUAGGCAGUCUUAAAAAUAAA